Messenger RNA from Seminavis robusta, 1380 nucleotides. NCBI's taxonomy places the organism in Eukaryota, Bacillariophyta, Bacillariophyceae, Naviculales, Naviculaceae. The record is from the annotation of a GenBank genome assembly.
UAGACUCAAAAAGCUCUCGGCAAUACCUCACUCCACAUCCACUUCACUCCAUUUCUUUCUUUGGUCACAAUCUCGAUCAAUCCCAACAAGCAAGCAAGCAACAGAAUACAUUCUCAUUAGCUCAAUCAUUCGUUAGCCACCAUGGACCACUCGUACAGUCAAAGCAACAGCAACAAGAAGCGGGAAGUCACAUCGACCCUGCAAGCGCUCUGUCGACAAGAAGAAUCAGCCUACAAGAUUAGUGGCAACUACUUGACGUCGACAGAGGAUGCCAAAGUCUCCCGUCGUCGUGGCAAAUGCCGUGCCGCCAUGGUGACUUGGUUCAUUACCGUCGUCGAUUAUCUCGAGUUUGAACGGGAAACGGUCGCCAUUGCACUCAACUUUUUGGAUCGAUUCUUGGAAACCCCGCAAGGCAAAGUCUGUUUGACAACGACGCCGCGGCAAUUCAAAAUGGCCGGCAUGACGUGUCUCUACACCGCUAUUAAAGCGCACGAACCCGAAGCCAUUGAACCGGAUCUCGUCGUCGAACUCAGUGGCAAUUUGUGUUCGGUAGAAGAUAUUGAAGCCAUGGAACGGACCAUUCUGGCGGCGCUCGAUUGGCGGGUCAAUCCUCCUACCGCACUCGCAUUUUGUCGUCAAUUGUUGGGCAUUGUCCCCAAAGGCGUUGUUAGUCGCAAAGAUUGUGCGGCGUUGCUCGAGUUAGCACAAGUGCAGACCGAAUUGGCCGUCUCGGAUCCGCGGCUUAUCACUACCCCGCCGUCGUUGCUCGCGUUGGCGAGUAUCUUUAACGCCCUCGAAUCGAGCAGCAAACAUUCCAAUACGGAAACCCUCGAUGAUCUCAGUCAAUUGUUCUUUGUGGCGUUGGCGGGACGCACGUUGGAUAUGGACGAUGUCUUUGAUGUACAAGAUGUGCUCGAUGACAUCAUUCGACAGCACAACCAGCCCAAGAAUUCGAGUAACUCGAAACGCGCCUCACACGAAGAACAAGACAAGGCCGUGACAGAAGAAGAUGCCACUUCGGAACACGACGAAGACGAAGAAGAGGUCGUCACGGUGGCAUCGCCCACUACACCCGCCAAGGAAAUGGCACUCGCCAUGGCAGCCGCCGCGGCGGCGGACACCGCAGCAGCCACCAAGAAAUCGAACGUCAAGACACGGCCCUUGCCAAAGGUCGUGUCGCCCUGUAGACCCACGCCAUGUUGCGGCAGACCGGGAACGGCAGAAGCAGCAUGAACGAAACAAAAACGAGCAAGGGAUCUACUCUAGUAGUACAUACGGGAAUUGUAAAAAGCUUAAAACGACUAUUCAUUCAUACUAACUAGCUACUCUAGACUGUACAAAGAACUGAAUAAUAUUAUGCAAGCCUCCAGCUAAUAGCAC